GGCAUGAAAUGAAACCGUCGUUGCUCCGUAGUCGCUCGUCUUUUCUUCCAGUGUCUCGUUUUGCCGGAGAUCGGAGAUAUAUAUAUUGACCACGCGAUCGGGUGCCCUGUUAAGCAAAUGCAUCUGAAGCGAGCGCACUAAGUCGCGACCAGUUAUAUAAAGGGCAAAAAACGCAGGAAUUCCAUAAAUUAAUUCCCAAACUACUUGAAAUAAUUUGCCUACAUUAAGCUGGCCAAAAUGAGUGUCGAAAGAAAUAGAGACGACGAAUACCUUAAGUUUGUGCCCCACUCAAAGUCAUACCAUGUGGUUCCUGGAGCGGAGUUUCAGUGCAAACUGGGCAGCCACAAAUGCAGAAAGCUAUCGACCAUCGACGAGCAGGACGACGAUGUGGCCAAUAGAAAGGGAAUGAUGCACCAGAUUCUGGCCACUUGUGCAGUUCUUCUGCUUUCUGCUGGCUGUGGCAUGCCCAUCGGGUACUCCACUAUCCUGCUGCCCCAAUUGAGGGACAGUAACUCCACCGAGAUUCCCAUCGACUUGGACACGGGUUCCUGGAUUGCCAGUGUCCACAGUUUGGCCACCCCAUUUGGAUCCCUGAUCUCGGGACCCCUGGCGGACUAUUUGGGUCGCCGCAAGACCCUGAUAUUGUCGGUUAUCCCUCUUCUCUUGGGCUGGAGCACCUUGGCGAUCGCCAAAAGCGUCAAGGUGGUGAUCCUCGCCAGGUUCCUGUGCGGAUUCGCGACCGGAAUUUUGGGUGGCCCCGGCCAGGUCUACAUUGCGGAAACGGCGGAGCCGAACUUGAGAAGUCUGCUGAUCGGCGCUCCCUACGUGGCCUACUCGAGCGGAAUCCUGCUGGUCUACUUCCUCGGAUCGAUGAUGUACUGGCGCAAUGUGGCCUGGUGCGCCAACAUCCUGCCCCUGCUCGCCAUGGUGUCCAUAUUCUGCAUCCCGGAGACUCCGGCCUGGCUGCUCCGCAACGGCCAUGAACGCCGCGCCCUGCAGGCGCUGACCUUCCUCCGUGGCAGCGAGAUCAGCGCCCAAAAGGAGCUGAACGACAUGAAGCAGCGCUUGGCCAAGGAGCGGGUCACCACCAGGACCAACGAGAACAUCUUCCGGCUUUGCUGCCAGCGGGUGGCGAUCAAGCCCCUGGUGAUCGUGAUCGUGUUCUCCCUCCUGCAGAUGUUCUCCGGCACCUUUAUUGUGAUCUUCUACGCCAUCGACAUGAUCGCGGAGUUUGGAGUGGACUUCGACUCCAAGAAGGCGGCGAUUGUGACGGCGGGAGUGCGGUUAGUCUGCUGCAUGCUCUUCUGCGUUAUCCUGAUCUUUGUGCGCCGCCGCAGGAUCAUGAUCGUGUCGGGCAUCGGCUCCGGAAUAUUCUGCCUGGCCCUAAGCAGUUACCAGUAUGCCACAUUCGGGCAGCCCAAGAUGUCCUACGACGUCUUGGUGGGCGGUGGCUGCCUGCUGGGCUACAUCAUCUUCAACACGGCUCUGAUGGUCAUGCCGGGCAUCAUGAUCGGAGAGCUGUUUCCGGCCAGGAUCCGCGGCCGAACGGCGGGCGGAGUGUUCGCCUCCAUGAACGUGGCACUCUUCUUCUUCGCGAAGAACUUUCCCGCUCUGCAGAAUGCGCUCAAGAUGCGCGGCGUGUUUCUGGUCUUCGGGGUAUCCAGCUUCCUGCUCACCGCGUUCAUGUGCAUGUUCCAGCCGGAGACGAAAGGUCGCAGCCUGGAGCACAUCGAGGACUACUUCAACGGGAACAACUGGCUGUGGUUCCGGCGGGAUCGCGGCUACAAGACGGUCAACUUGCAACCCCUGCAGCCGAACAAGAACGAUCGGGGGACGGACGCAUAAUCCGGGGUCAUAGUUUUACUUCAGCUCUUAGCUUAGAUAGUCUUAGGCAUUCUCAUAGUCCUAGCCACUGCGCCUGGUAGUCGCUCGAGUUUCCAGUGUCCCAAGCUUGGCACCACCGACAGGGAAUCUUCAACUGUUAUGUUUACCAAUUCCAAUUGUGAUCGCUAUGCUUUAAAUUGUGUCUUAUUGAUAAUUAAAACUAUUAAUAGAAAUACAAAUCUGCUAUAA
Drosophila ficusphila is the source of this 2073-nucleotide messenger RNA. It is a transcript of the gene pippin, whose product is annotated as facilitated trehalose transporter Tret1-2 homolog. The coding region runs from base 238 to 1845 and encodes 535 amino acids. Gene Ontology annotation, molecular function: sugar transmembrane transporter activity. The record is from RefSeq and is a predicted model, not a curated record. The transcript has 5 exons. Lineage: Eukaryota; Metazoa; Arthropoda; Insecta; Diptera; Drosophilidae. Gene Ontology annotation, biological process: transmembrane transport; carbohydrate transport. Gene Ontology annotation, cellular component: membrane.